AUGGCCAGUCCUCAAAUUGGAAGAGUUGAAAGCAAAGAGUACUACUCGUGGAUGCGAGGCCACCAUGCUUACAAGGACAUUUUCGCGCCUGUUAUUGGUACCACGCUCACUUUACAGUAGCCUGCGUGCAGACGAUAACUAAACUCUGAUUAGUACCAGAGUUUAAUUUCGUCUGCGCGUAGGCUAACUUUACAGCGGAAACCAGAAAAUGCAAAAGAUCCGCAUGCUGUAGCUAUUGUAGAAGAUGCUGGACGCAUUGUUCGCCAUAUCCCAUUAGCUUUAUCGAGAAUUGUGUCGUCUUUUUUAAAAAGGGCUAACCACAAGGCAAGAGCAGAAAUCUGUGGAAAACGGAUCAAUCGAGGAUCUGGCUUGGGACUGGAACUUCCAAUAUUUGGACAGACUGGACGAACUUAUUCAUGGCAGCGAGACUGCAAAGAGGGCCUUAAGAGAAAAAGAUAA
This is a messenger RNA of Porites lobata, 459 nucleotides long. The record is from the annotation of a GenBank genome assembly. Lineage: Eukaryota; Metazoa; Cnidaria; Anthozoa; Scleractinia; Poritidae.